Messenger RNA from Oryza sativa Japonica Group (Japanese rice), 2683 nucleotides. RefSeq names its product pentatricopeptide repeat-containing protein At1g07590, mitochondrial. Gene Ontology annotation, cellular component: mitochondrion. The record is from RefSeq and is a predicted model, not a curated record. NCBI's taxonomy places the organism in Eukaryota, Viridiplantae, Streptophyta, Magnoliopsida, Poales, Poaceae. Gene Ontology annotation, molecular function: protein binding.
GGCUACAGAGCGCGCUGGGCGAGCCGACGCGCACCAGAACAACGGCAGCUGCUCGACGAAUUGCCGCACCGCAACCAAACCAUGCUGCGCGCGCUGCUCCGCCGGCGGCGGCCGCCGAUCCCCUCCGCCGCGGUCGCGGUCGCCGUUGCAACCUUCUUUGCGAGCUCAGGAGGCGCCCGUAUAGCUCUCCCUCCUCCUCCUCCCCGUCCUGCGGCAGACGAGGCGGAGCGGGAGGGGUCGCUGGCGCAGCGGGUGGAGCGGUCGGCGUCGGUGUGCGCCGCCAUCCGGGGGUGGAUGGGCGACGGCCGCGCCGUGCACCGCGGGCACGUCUUCCACGCCGUCAACCGCCUCCGCCGCCGCCGCCUCCACCGCGCCGCCCUCCAGGUCAUGGAAUGGAUCAUGAGAGAGAGGCCCUACAAGCUUAGUGAGCUAGAUUACUCAUAUCUCCUGGAGUUCACAGCUAAAGUUCAUGGCAUUUCUGAAGCUGAAAGCCUCUUCCUUCGCAUACCUCAAGAAUACCAGAAUGAGCUGCUGUACAACAACCUUGUUAUGGCUUGUUUGGAUUUGGGCUUGAUUAAGCUUGCAUAUGGUUACAAGAGGAAGAUGAGGGAACUGUCGUUGCCGAUUUCACCAUAUGUAUACAACCGGUUGAUCAUCCUCCAUUCUUCUCCAGGGCGUCAGAAAACUAUUUCCAAGAUCCUCGCUCAGAUGAAAGGCGAUCGUGUGACCCCUCACACGUCAACCUACAACAUCCUACUGAAGAUAAAGGCCAAUGAACACAACAUCGAUGGUGUGGCGAGGGUUUUCAAUGAUAUGAAGAGAGCAAAAGUCGAGCCAAACGAGAUCACCUAUGGCAUUCUAGCAAUUGCACAUGCUGUAGCAAGGUUGUAUACUGUUUCCCAUACAUAUGUAGAAGCAAUUGAGAAUUCUAUGACGGGAACUAAUUGGUCUACAUUGGAAAUUCUGCUUAUCUUGUACGGAUACCAUGGGAAGGCAAAGGAGCUAAAGAUGACAUGGGAUCUUAUGCAAGGUCUCCCUCAUAUUCGACCCAAAAGCUUUAUACUAGCAAUUGAAGCAUUUGGAAAGGUUGGCUCCAUCGAUCAGGCAGAAGAGAUAUGGGGAAAGUUUGAAUCAACAAGAAAGCCGAAGCUGACAGAACAGUUCAAUUCCAUUUUAUCAGUAUAUUGUAGGCAUGGUCUUGUGGAUAAAGCAUCGGCUGUGUUUAAAGAAAUGAGAGCAAAUGGUUGUCAGCCGAAUGCUAUCACAUACCGCCACUUGACGUUAGGCUGCUUGAAAGCAGGUAUUGUUAAAGAAGCUCUGAAGACGAUGGAUAUAGCAAAGAAAGAAGUUGUCACCAAGAAGGUGAAAAGUUCAACACCAUGGUUGGAGACAACUCAUAUGAUACUUGAAAGCUUUGCAGAAAAUGGCGACUUGGUAAAUGCAAAGAGAGUUUUUGACGAACUGAAUGAAUCAAAGUACUGUAGGAAUUCAUUUGUGUAUAAUACCCUUCUUAAAGCUCAUGUAAAGGCAAAAGUUUAUGAGCCAGAUUUGUUAAGAGCGAUGAUUUUGAGAGGAGCGAUGCCAGAUGCUGAAACAUACAGCCUACUGGGAUUGAUAGAGCAGUUCAAGACAUAAUGAACCUGUACACAAACUAGCUAUUGUAGCUGUGAAGGAGUUUGAAAUGAUAUAUACUGAACUGAGCCAUACAACAACCGGUGGUAACAUGUGAACAUUUUGGCACAUAAUCAUUCAAUAUUCCAAUUGUCAUACUGAUGGUAUCGCUGGUAUUCAUGGUGCAUGAUCAGUGUCUGAAGAUGAGCACAAAUCAUUGCUGAAGUGCAGGCCUCGCAGCUACCUUUGUUAUCCUGAACAUCUAGCACAAGGUGAUGUACACUGCAUUUUCAAAGUAGGGGAAUAGUGCAAAGGAAAAAUUGCAUCAGAUGGAGGACAAACACUUCCAAGCAAACAAAGGUAGUCAGGAUAUUACAAUGACCACUGCUUAGUGGUUACACAACAUGUUGCAGGUUUCAUUGUGCUACUUCAACCAUCUUCACACCUCGGCCCCCUGAAACACACAUCGACCUGGUGUUUUUAAUGUGCAAAUGACGGAACGAGAUAUAAAGGAAGGCAAGAUAACCAUUAUAAAGCUUAAGGAAACAGUGCUACGCUGCCCAAAUGCUGGAUACACAAGGAGUACCAACCUCCAUUUGAAUGGCAGCAAAUCUAGCAGCAUGCAAGUCUAACCCAAGCAGCUUGUGCUCUGAGCAUCUGACUCUGGAGCAAUAAUUUUAAGAUAAAUGCCUGAUACCGAGACAUGUAUGUUGUAGCUAGUUGCAUAGCACCAAUCUGACAUUGUUCUUGUACAAAAAGAAUCCAUGCAAAGAAGUUACAAUAAACAGUGGCCAUAUGUUCCAUAUGGUAUCGAGUCAGUGGAUAGAUUAUUAGCAGAGACUGAUUUCGUCAAGUAAUUUCAUUUGCAUCCUGUCCGGGCAUAAUCAAUGUGCAUCCUGUUGCAGAGGCUGGUACAUUGACAAGGUGACCUUCAAAGAGUAAUUCGCAAACAAUAUUAUUAUGGAGCCAUGGGGAAUAUAUAUGUUUUUUUUUUGCCAAAACAAAUGUUCAGAUGUACCUGAAAUGUAAAUGAUUAUUGACAAGUAUACAAUUGGUUUAUAUGUUUUUGAUA